AAGACCUUGAAAAGAAUGAAAGUUAAGAUUGUUACCAUUUACAUCCAAUUGAUGAAAUUAAUCUUCAGUUAAUUACACGAAUAAGAAAGUUGAUCAAUUAACCUUUUUCACGUUCAUAUAAAAGACAAUCGAUUCAUCCAUUUAAUUUUAAUUCUCCGCAAUCAAAGACUUUGUUUUGUUCAUCUUUUCCUCUCUCCAAUUGAUUGUCUCAAUUUUCACGGAGAAAAAGUCAUGAUGAUUUUAAGCCGAUUCUCUUUAUCAAAACAGUUAAUUUCUUGCAAUAAUUUACGAUUUAUUUCCUAUUCAAGAUUUAAUUCAAUUCCAUUGACCUCUAGUCAUUCCAAUUUCUCACAAUCAACAAACCAGCGAAGAUUCAAUUCAUCCAAAUCAUCAACUUUCAUUCUUCACCCAUACUCAUAUGCUUAUGGUGUUUCUCCAGCUAAUCUAGAAUAUUAUUCCAUUGGUGAUGCUCUACAAUUAAGUUCUGAUCAACGUAAUUCCCAACCUGCGAUAAUUAGUGGCCAUCAGAAAAUAGUUAAAUCAUUUGGUGAUCUAAAUAAGGAAGUUAAUCAACUGGUUGAUUCAUUUGAUUCUGUCCUUGGAUUGACUAAAGGUGAUGUUGUCUCUUUGUGGUCAUCAAAUUGUUAUGAAUGGAUAUUAAUUCAAUUGGCUUGUGCUCGCUAUGGAUUAAUUUUGUGUACCCUUAAUCCAGUUUACAAAUUACCCGAACUGGAAUAUGCUCUUGCCAAGUCGGGGGCCAAAGUUUUAUUCGUACCUGGUCAGUCUUCCCAACAAACGGUGGUCAAUGAUUUCGCCAACAUAGCGAGUAAAUUGAAUAGGAAAACUAAUCCAACUCUUGAGAAAUUGGUUCAAAUGGAUGGAGACAAUUUAACUUCAUUAGAAUUUGACAAAUUCCCUUUAAAUCAAUUGUUAUCAUCGAGUGAUGGAUCAACUACAACUUCAUUAAGAGUCAAUAGUGAUGAUCCAGCGAUCAUCAUGUUCACUUCGGGAACAACCGGUAAACCUAAAGGAGCCUUAUUAUCACAUUGUAAUCUAAUCAACAAUGCACAAUUAACUGCUCGAAGACUUGGUCUUGAUGAACCAGGAACUGUUGCCGCUAUUCCAGUUCCUCUUUUCCACAUCUUCGGUCUUGUCUAUGGGAUCACAAUGAUGGCCCGAAUGGGAAUCACAAUCACUCUUUCUGGUUAUCGUUACAAUGUUAAGAGUUUGGUUGAGACAAUUAAUGAAAAUAACUGUUCCCAUGCAAUGAUUGUUCCAGCGAUGACGAUUGAUUUAAUCAAUUAUCUAGAGAAAAACAACAUCACUAUGCCUUCACUUAAAACCGUGAUCACCGGUUCAGCUCCAACCACCGUUGAAACUGUUCAUAGAUUCUUGAAAGUAAAUCCUCACACUGAGAAUUACCUUAUUCGUUAUGGAUCCACAGAAACUGGUGGAUGUAUGACGAUGCCUCACCGUGGAGAUAAACCCGAUGUAACUAAGGAUAAUGUUGGCACCCCUUUGGAAAUGACUGAGGUUAAAAUUGUUGAUCGAAAAACUGGAAAUAUCACCAAAAUCGGUGAACAAGGUGAACUUUAUGUUAGAGGUCAUCAUGUUAUGUUGGGCUAUUGGAAAGACGAUGAGAAAACAAAGGAAACAAUUACAAAUUCAAAUUGGUUCAUCUCCGGUGAUAUCGCCACAAUGGACGAAAAUGGUUAUGUAAGAUUAGUCGGACGAGCCAAAGAAUUGAUCAUUCGUGGAGGUGAAAAUGUUUACCCAAAGGAGAUUGAAGAGUUACUUCAUCAACAUCCACUGUCCUUGAAGCAUUUGUCAGUUUGUGGUGUUCCGGAUGAGCGAAUGGGGGAAGAAAUUUGUGCUUGGGUUAAGCUGAAAGACGCUGAGGGUGCAAAAGAUUUGACGGUCGAUGAAAUAAGAAAAUUCUGUAAAGAAAAGAUUUCUUAUUUCAAAGUUCCUAAAUAUGUACUAUUCGUCGGAUUUCCUCGAACUCCAACUGGAAAAGCUCAAAAAUUCAUGAUGACAGAGAAAUCGAUUGAAAUAUUUGGACUUUCUUCGAAAUGAUUAACUUAUUUCAAUAAACGGGAUCCAUUCGAUUGUUAUUGAUGUAAAAGUUAUGCAUGAUUCUAAUCAAUUAUUUCUUUAAAUAUAAGUAAUGAACUAAGUUAAUAAAUGUAUCAAUACUUUAAAGAU
Panonychus citri (citrus red mite) is the source of this 2205-nucleotide messenger RNA. It is a transcript of the gene Acsf2, whose product is annotated as medium-chain acyl-CoA ligase ACSF2, mitochondrial-like. The record is from RefSeq and is a predicted model, not a curated record. NCBI's taxonomy places the organism in Eukaryota, Metazoa, Arthropoda, Arachnida, Trombidiformes, Tetranychidae. Gene Ontology annotation, biological process: fatty acid metabolic process. Gene Ontology annotation, molecular function: medium-chain fatty acid-CoA ligase activity.